GCGGUCAGCUGGCAUCAGGGACCACCGCUCGAACCCCGCGGGUGAGUCUGCAGAGCGAAGGUCGCGGACAGCGCGGGUCCGGACUACAAGUCCCACAAUGCCACAGGCCGCCGCGGCGGAGAAGGAGGGGUGCUUUAGGUACUUGCGACCUCGGCGCCUCCUGCCCGGAAGUGCCGGAGGGGCCGAGAUGGAGCUGGCGGAACCGAAGGCUCGGUAGCACUGCGGGUAAGGCAGGCGCCAUGACCCUGAUUGAAGGGGUGGGUGAUGAGGUGACCAUCCUUUUCUCGGUGCUUGCCUGCCUUCUGGUGCUGGCCCUUGCCUGGGUCUCAACACAUACUGCUGAGGGCACGGACCCACUGCCCCAGCCCUCAGGGCUCCCAACGUCAGUACCGCCCGGCGAAGCCAUGGCAGCUACCAACAGCAUCAGAGGGGAGGCCCCAGGGUCUGAGACCCCCAGCCUGAGACACAGAGGUCAAGCUGCACAGCCAGAACCUAGCCUGGGGGUCACAACAACAACACCACCCCCGGACUCCCCACAGGAGCCCCUAGUGCUACGACUGAAAUUCCUCAAUGAUUCAGAGCAGGUGGCCAGGGUCUGGCCCCAUGACACCAUUGGCUCCUUGAAAAGGACCCAGUUUCCCGGCCGGGAACAGCAGGUGCGACUCAUCUACCAAGGGCAGCUGCUAGGAGAUGACACCCAGACCCUGAGCAGCCUUCAUCUCCCGCCCAACUGCGUUCUCCACUGCCAUGUGUCCACAAGAGUCGGGCCUCCACAUCCCCCCUGCCCCCCUGGUUCAGAGCCAGGCUCCUCCGGGCUGGAAGUAGGCAGCCUUCUGCUGCCCCUGCUGCUGCUGCUGCUGCUGCUACUCUGGUACUGCCAGAUCCAGUACCGGCCCUUCUUUCCCCUGACGGCUACCCUGGGCCUGGCCGGCUUCACUCUGCUCCUCAGUCUGCUGGCCUUUGCCAUGUACCGCCCGUAGUGCCUCCACGGGCUCAUGGCAGUAUUGCUGGCCCCUCUGGACCUUGCUCCCCCCACCGUGGUGAGAGCUGCUGUCUGCCCAGGCCUGCCUCUCCAGCCUACUUAUUUCCACUACCCUGGAGCCCAGCCCUGCAUCAGAGGACUCCGAGGGCUGGCAGAGGCCCCUCCCUGUGAUCUCCGUGGCUCCAGGCCACCUCCUGGGGCUGCUAGCCCACAGCCUCCACUAACAGUCAGCUCAUCAGGGUCAGGCACCUGGUGUCCCUGUCUGGGCCCUGGUCAGAACCGGGCCACCCCCCUAGACUGGUCUUGGUGUCUUUCCCGUGGACCCAGACCCCUCUAGUUCCUGACAGCUCCUUGGGCUGAUUUAGGGACCCAAGGACUUUGGGAGGCUGAUGAAGGGGAGUUGAGAGGGGUAGUUCUCUGGAACUUGUGCACAUUAAAGUAACUGUGAAGUUUUCUCUC
Messenger RNA from Otolemur garnettii (small-eared galago), 1441 nucleotides. RefSeq names its product transmembrane and ubiquitin like domain containing 1 (gene TMUB1). Gene Ontology annotation, molecular function: protein binding. The transcript is spliced from 3 exons. Lineage: Eukaryota; Metazoa; Chordata; Mammalia; Primates; Galagidae. The record is from RefSeq and is a predicted model, not a curated record. The coding region runs from base 240 to 980 and encodes 246 amino acids.